AUGCUUAACGCGAUUCUUCAUUUUCGUGCUUUUUUCAAAGCUACUUAUUAUUGUUUGUAUAUAAAUUCUUAUUUUGUUCAAUUAUUUAACUUAUUUACAGAUGUUGCACGUCAUAUUUGGGAACAUAGAGGAAGUGGUUUGUUUUCACUAAGUCGAGAGAAUGCCUUAUUGAGAUUUUUGUUGGAAACUCCAAAUGCAAUUGAUAUUGAAGUGGAUUCUAGGCGUCAGUUGGAUAGUCAAUUGAAAUAUACAUGUGAAUUACUUAUUGAACAACAGGUAGCACAAUUAACAGGUGAAAUGUCAAAUUUCCUUAAAAGGGCUUAUUCAGUCUUAGCUGCUCCAGGUGUUCGUCUUACCGACCAAUCUUUUGCGUAUGCAUCGUAUGUAAAAGACAUUGUUUCAAAUGCACAUCGAUUACUUUGUAUAGCUCUUGGACGUAGUGCAAAUUCGAACCGUUCUGAUGUUGGUAAACAUUCUGUACCAUCCAAUCUUAGAAAAGCAUUACACAUUUAUUUGGCCAAUCCAGAUACAGAGAGUAUUUUAUUACGUCGUAUUCAGUCAGGUGUUCUGUUACAGUGGAGAUCGAUGUAUCAGUUAUUAACUGAUCAUUACAGUGAUGAAGAUCGUAUGAUAAUUGGGUGUCCUACUGAAAGUCAGAUUCGUCUUUUAUUUCAAGAUAUUUGGAUUCAUUGA
Messenger RNA from Trichobilharzia regenti, 693 nucleotides. NCBI's taxonomy places the organism in Eukaryota, Metazoa, Platyhelminthes, Trematoda, Strigeidida, Schistosomatidae. The record is from the annotation of a GenBank genome assembly.